GAUUUCCACCUAGUAGGACCUGCAACCUGGUUGGAAUAAUCUGGACUUUGUAAUUCAUUAAAUUGUCAGUAAUGGGGUGGACACAGUUCUUCUCUUGUAACUUUUUGUUUUGUUUAAAGGAUUUCAAGAUAGGGUACACCUGAAGAGUGCUUGGAAAAAGCUAAGACACCUGUUAACUUGAGUCAAGCUGGAAUUCUUGUGAAAAGUUAAGCAUUUUCUUCCUGGCUGCUGGGAGAAGAUUCUGCUUUCAGUUGUCAGAGAUGGUGAUUUGAAGAAUCAUACUUCCAAUAUGAGCAAAGCAAAAGCAUCAUCUGAAAAAAGUGUUUCUGCCAGUUCUCGGACUAUAUCCCUGCUGUCACAGCUGGAGAAGAUAAAUUUGGACCCUGUGUUAGGAGAAUCAGACAGUGCCAGACAUGUUACCUCAAAGAUCCUUCAUCUGGUCCAGAGUCAAGAAAAAACCAGGAAGGAGAUGACUUCUAAGGGCUCCACUGGAAUAGAAAUUAUCCUGUCAACCCUAGAGAAUACAAGAGAUCCUCAAACUGUUGUAAAUAUAUUGAAUAUUCUCAUUGAGAUAGUCUCAAUUGGUGGUGGUCGGAGAGCAAGUGUCUUAGUUACCAAAGGAGGGACACAGAUCUUGUUACAGCUGCUUUUGAGUGCCAGCAAAGACUCUCCACCGAAUGAAGAACUAAUGGUGCUUCUUCAUACUCUCCUUGCAAAAAUUGGUCCAAAAGACAGGAAGAUUGGCGUGAAAGCAAGAAUAAAUGGGGUCCUAAACAUAUCAUUGAAUUUAGUGAAGCAUAAUUUGCAGAACCACAGACUAGUAUUGCCAUGUCUUCAAGUAUUAAGAGUUUAUUCAACCAACUCUGUAAAUGCAGUAUCUCUGGGAAAGAAUGGAGUAGUAGAACUGAUGUUUAAGAUUAUUGGCCCUUUUAGUAAAAGGAACACUAGCCUUAUGAAGGUUGCUUUAGACACACUUGCUGCAUUGCUAAAAUCAAAAACAAAUGCCAGGAGAGCAGUAGACAGAGGAUAUGUGCAGGCCCUUCUAACCAUUUAUGUUGAUUGGCAUCGUCACGACAGUCGACACAGAUACAUGCUGAUACGUAAAGGAGUGUUACAGUGCAUUAAAAGUAUUACAAACAUCAAACUGGGAAGAAAAGCAUUUAUUGAUGCCAAUGGGAUGAAAAUUCUUUACAACACUUCACAGGAGUGCCUUGCCGUAAGAACUCUUGAUCCUCUCGUCAAUACAUCCAGCUUAAUAAUGAGAAAAUGUUUUCCCAAAAAUCGUCUUCCGUUACCAACUAUUAAAAGUACUUUCCAUUUCCAACUCCCAGUUAUUCCUGCCAGUGGUCCUGUGGCUCAGCUAUACAAUUUGCCUCCUGAUGUGGAUGAUGUAGUAGAUGAAAGUGAUGAUAACGAUGAUGCUGAAACAGAAUCAGAAAUUGAAACUGAAAUUGAUGAUGACAAGGACCAACAUUUUAAGAAUGAUGAUAUUGAGACUGAUAUUAAUAAACUGAAACCUAGACAGGAGCUGGGAAGAUCUAUAGAAGAACUGAAAAUGUAUGAGCAAUUUUUCCCAGAACUUUCAGAAAACUUUCAGGAAUGGGACUUAGUUUCCAAGGAACCAAAGCCUUUUGUACCUGAUGCAAAUUUGAGUGGACCUAUUGUUGUUCCUACAGCCAGUGAGGAGCACUCUGCUGUAGCAAACCCAUCAACAAAAGGAGUUGCUUUAAAGGAGUGCAGUCCUUUAUUGACAGAGGAAUGCAAUAGAAGGCCAGUGUUUCUGGAACUACCAAAGAAAGAUAGCGUGAAAGGUGGUAGUUUACAUCAGCAAAAUGAUCAAAGAAACAUGCUUCCAUCAUCCCAGUGUCUAAGCCAAGAAAUUGUGAAAGGCUUGGACAGAAUCAGUCUCCAGAACAGUGCAAAAAAUGAUCAAUAUUCUGGUACAGGGUGUGUAAUAGAGAAGGAAAACAAAGCUGGCAUUACCACACUUGCUUCUAGUAAACCUUGUGAGCACGUUUCACCCUGUGGAGGUAGUCUCUUUGAAGGAUCAUCUGUCCAGCUGGGAAAACUCUGCUGCACUGGAGUGGAUUCAGAGGAGGAGGAGGAUUCCAGAUCUAGUUCAUCAGGAGAACAUGCUGCGCUUCAAGUUUCUGAUGUAUCACCAGUUCAUGACUGUGAUCUUUAUCUUGAAAUGGUGAAGAACACAAAAUCUAUUCCGGAAUACUCAGAAGUGGCCUAUCCAGAUUAUUUUGGACAUAUUCCACCCCCAUUUAAGGAACCUAUUCUGGAACGGCGAUAUGGAGUGCAGAGGACAAAAAUCUGUCAAGAUAUUGAAAGGCUGAUUCAUCAAAAUGACAUUAUAGAUAAAGUUGUGUAUGACCUUGAUAAUUCAAGCUUUUCUGUACCAGAGGAGGCAGAUGUUCUGAAGUUUAAUUCCAAGUUUGAAUCUGGAAACCUGCGCAAAGUUAUUCAGAUCAGAAAAAAUGAAUAUGAUCUAAUUCUGAACUCAGAUAUAAACAGCAAUCAUUAUCAUCAGUGGUUCUACUUUGAAGUCAGUGGAAUGAAAACUGGCAUUGGUUACCGGUUUAACAUCAUCAACUGUGAAAAGUCAAACAGUCAGUUCAACUAUGGUAUGCAGCCCCUCAUGUAUUCUGUCCAGGAAGCACUGCGUUGUCGACCGUGUUGGACUCGUGUUGGGACAGAUAUUUGUUACUACAAGAAUCACUUUUCAAGAAGUUCAAUUGCUGCUGGAGGCCAGAAAGGAAAAUCCUAUUACACAAUUACAUUCACUGUGACUUUCCAACACAAAGAAGAUGUGUGCUACUUUGCUUACCAUUAUCCAUAUACAUACUCAACUUUAAAGAUGCAUCUUAGGAAGCUGGAAUCUAUGCACAACCCUCAACAGAUAUAUUUUCGUCAUGAUGUUCUCUGUAAGACCCUGGCUGGCAACAGCUGUCCAUUAGUCACUAUUACAGCCAUGCCAGAGUCCAAUUACUAUGAACAUAUCUAUCAGUUCAGGAAUCGUCCUUAUAUAUUCCUGUCUGCUCGUGUGCAUCCUGGAGAGACUAAUGCAAGCUGGGUUAUGAAGGGAACACUGGAAUACCUUAUGAGCAAUAGUCCAAAUGCACAGUCUUUACGGGAAUCUUAUAUUUUCAAAAUUAUUCCCAUGCUCAAUCCAGAUGGUGUCAUCAAUGGAAACCACCGUUGCUCUUUAAGUGGAGAAGAUUUAAACAGACAGUGGCAAAAUCCAAAUCCAGAUCUGCAUCCCACUAUUUACCAUGCUAAAGGGUUACUGCAAUAUCUGGCUGCUAUAAAACGUUUGCCUUUGGUCUACUGUGAUUAUCAUGGUCAUUCUCGUAAAAAGAAUGUAUUUAUGUAUGGCUGCAGCAUCAAAGAGACAAUGUGGCAUACAAGUGUUAAUGCUGCCUCUUGUGACCUGAUGGAAGACCCUGCUUACAGGGCACUCCCCAAGAUCUUGAGUCACACUGCCCCUGCAUUCUGCAUGGGUAGCUGCAGCUUUGUAGUGGAAAAGUCCAAGGAAUCUACAGCACGAGUUGUUGUCUGGAGAGAGAUAGGAGUACAAAGGAGCUACACAAUGGAAAGCACAUUAUGUGGAUGUGACCAGGGCAAGUAUAAAACAUGGACCCGCACAGCUUUAGCAGUGUUGCUGCAGGAAGUACUUCAGAAAAGUGAAUUGAAGAUGCUUUGUGGACAAACUUUCAAGAUGCUUAAACCUCCAAAGCUGUUCUUCAGUAAGGAAAGAGAAAAUGGCUGAAUUUUGUGGAAGAGUCAUUUACUCAAGGGAAGAGCAUUCCUUUAUGUAUGUAAACUAACUGAUGAGACUAAAUUACUCUUCUGCCAUUCAUUUUAUGGAGUGAAGCAAUUUGUGAGCACUUAGUCAUCUUCUGAAUAUACAGGAAGAUUCUUAAUUUUUUCUCACUAUGAUAAUGCUCAGACUUAUUAAGAAAAUAUAUCUAAAAAGUCAAGGUGACUGUACUUAUCAAAGAGCUGCAUUUCUGCAGUGAGCAGAUGAAAAAGAUGAAAAGGCUUAAGCCCAAGGUUUUUGUGGGCGCUUUUGUUGUGUUUGGUUUUUUUUAGAUUUAUUUGGUUUAUUUGAGAUUUAUUUUGUGGAAGGAGUAGGACCAGUAAGUCUGUCAAUACAUUUACAGUAUAAAUUAGAUUACAUAUGUCAAAAUAUGUUAUUUCAAAACAGAGAGAAGUUGAACUAUAGAAAUUCCCUUCCCUCCUAAUUCCCAUCCUAAAGGACAUGAGAGUUCAGAUCUGAGGGAUUGAAACAUAAAGGUCUGAAAUGCUUUGCUAGUCUUAUUGUGGUUUAGCAUCCUUGCUGAAUUUUGUUCAAAGCAUGAAAAAGAUUACUUAACAAUUUGGUUCUUUGUGGAAGAAAUACUGAGUCUUUGCCAAGAUGAACAUAAUUUUUCUUGUUAUUCUAAUUUAUUUUAUUUGGACAAUGAUGAAUCUAGACUAUUUCCGGCCAGGAAGCUGUUGAGCGGAAGUUAGCGAGUCUUACCUCUAUUUAGGAUCUCUGGUGUUAGAGUUGUCUCUGGAAGCAAAGUUUUUUCAGCUGAUCAUAUGGAAUCUUUGUAGUCUGCUGACAGUAAGUGCUGCAAAUAUAGGUCAGUCGUCUGUGAUUCAGAAUAUGGAAAAACAAACUUUCAGGCGAAAUAAUUCUCCAGGAUCUACUAUGGAGCAUAAUGUAGAUGCCAGACAAAAUAACAAUGUCUUCAAUGAUUCAAGCCACUUUGCUGAUUGAAGAUUAAUACAUUAGAAAGUAUUGCUUGACUUUUAAGUAAUUGAAAAGGUUUUGUUAUCUGGCAGUCUUACAACGCUCAUAAAGAGAACACUUCAGGAAAUAAGGAUUUGGUUAACAAAUCUCUCAGUAACUAAGAUUUUUCAGUCUUUAGAAUUUGAGUUCUCAGAAAUGAUUAUGUCUUUGUAACCUCUGCUGAAUAAGAAAUCAGAAGAUCUACAUGAUAUUUUACUGACCAGUUGACUUCUACAAAUCUUUAUAUGUCUGUUUUCCUUUUACUAAGUAGGUAUUAUAGGAAUAUUCUUCUCCAUUGAGGUCACAGUCUGCUGUGCCUUUGUUUUUUGUCUUUUCUUUCAAGUGGCAAAAUUUAAUCACUGAGAUACUCUAUUGAUAUAAAGGUACCUUCAUGACAUGCUUAGUAAGGAAGACUUCAACCCUCCAUCUAAAAUUUUACUGUCUAGAAGAAAGAUAGUUGUAUAAGAUGUAGAGAAAAAAGAAAUUAAAUUUAGUUUAAAAAAAAGAAGCUACGAUGAGGUGGCUUGAGCUUAAAAGCAAUGCCUGUAGCACAUAAGUAGCUUAGCCUCAGUUAAAGGUACUAGAACAACAGUUGAAGAUCAGUAGAAGAUAAAGAAAACAGUGCAAUUAAGGCUUCAGUGAAAAUGAAGUUGACCUCAGGUCCCUUAGUAAGGGCACAAUUGAUGGUGGUGAUGGUGACUUCCAGAACCAGACUUUGGAUCUUGUUUCAGGGAAGUGAAGAGGUUUGGCUGAUGGAAGAAUCAAUUAGGAAAUUUGAUAUUUGGCAUUUGUGUAAUAUUACAUUCUCCCUUAUGAUUAAAAGAAAUGAUGGAAGCAAAGGAAGAUUUGGCAUCAGGCUUUUAGCACAAUUAUGUAGACCCUUCAGUGUAGUAAGUUCAAAAUUUAUCCUUCAGGUGUUUCCCAGUUAUCCACCUCCAAUCUGCUCCAUUUAGGUUUCUCUUUAGCUACAUCCUCUUUCUGCUGUGCUAAAAAUAGCAGCCACACAACAUGCACAUGCUAUUUAUCUUUAUAACAAUUGUCUUUGCACUUUUCUUCUUGCUGUACUCUUGUCCUUUUUCAACUUAGAGACACUCUGUUAGACAUACCUUGUCUAUAAGGAACCUGCCAACUAACGAUAAAUUCUUCAGCAACAAAUGCAGAUGAUAACUGGAAAAGUUUCUGAACCAUCAAGUCGUGCACAUUAGUAACCUGUGUAACAGUGAGAUUACUGUUACCUUUCCCCUUCCUCUUCUAAAUACUUUGUUGCCUCUUGACCUUAAUGU
Messenger RNA from Melospiza melodia melodia, 6066 nucleotides. RefSeq names its product ATP/GTP binding carboxypeptidase 1 (gene AGTPBP1). The transcript has 25 exons. NCBI's taxonomy places the organism in Eukaryota, Metazoa, Chordata, Aves, Passeriformes, Passerellidae. The coding region runs from base 290 to 3775 and encodes 1161 amino acids. Gene Ontology annotation, biological process: proteolysis; protein side chain deglutamylation. The record is from RefSeq and is a predicted model, not a curated record. Gene Ontology annotation, molecular function: zinc ion binding; metallocarboxypeptidase activity.